Dissoconium aciculare CBS 342.82 is the source of this 1181-nucleotide messenger RNA. RefSeq lists its product as uncharacterized. Lineage: Eukaryota; Fungi; Ascomycota; Dothideomycetes; Mycosphaerellales; Dissoconiaceae. The transcript is spliced from 4 exons. The coding region runs from base 280 to 786 and encodes 168 amino acids. The record is from RefSeq and is a predicted model, not a curated record.
UGCUCAGCUACGCUUUGCCAUACAAACCUCGAGAUCCUGUAAUAAAUAACAUCUCCAGACCACAUAUCAUUCCCGCCGGUUAGUCAUCAGAAAAGGGUCCGGUACGGGAAAGCUAGCCAUUAUAGGUUUCUGAAUAUCGACUUUGACAUCCUCGAUUUUGACGGGUUGACCUGUCAUUGUGCCUCUUCCUGCAUUGUUUUCGCUAAUUUGAGACGUACUAAGAAAAUCGCACGGUAAAACUUACAGGCAGGGAACAAGCCUAUCAAAGACACCUCGGACAUGGCCUCAUCACGCUCUUCGAGUGCGGUGUCGAUCCCGUUUCUCUAUUCUCUGUUUUUCCUCUACAUCGAACCCGUUUCCACCUUCGCGGGGUUCUACUAUGCUUUCUUCCGCCAGCGGGAGUACAUGGACAUGACGAUGUCACACGAUCUCAAUAUCCUAUCAUCCCAAGAUGGCAGCAAUGUGGGUGUAUCGACGCGCGAGAGCAUCGUACUCAACCAACUGGCCAACAUGUACCUCGCCUUUGCGCUCAACGAAGGACUAGUGCUACGCUCUACGCGUGAUGUCCACGUCUGGCGUGUGUACCUCUUUGUCCUCCUUCUCGCGGAUUUUGGACAUCUCUACAGCGUUGUCGGCGCGGGCGGAUCAGAGCUUUACUGGCAAUUCUGGAAAUGGAAUGCAAUGUACUGGGGGAACCUAGGAUUUGUGUACGUCGGCGCCAGCUUCCGCAUUGCAUUCCUGCUAGGCAUUGGACUUGGACAAAAGUCAAACAAGCUCAAGCAGUGAUGAAGACGACAUCUUCGUCUAGUCGAUGGGAAACCCCUGAUUAAAGCGUCAUGUCGAGUAUUGACGGCACUGAUUCAGGUGAAUCCACUUCUGUGAGCACAGCCGUGUGGCACUUCAUAUAUGCUCGUAUACACCACAUACGGUCUAUGACCUUUCAGGCCCGACAGACUAGCUACGAAAGGCUACGCUCGCGAUUUCGAGACAUCAGCUGUUUCAGGAGGGGUCUAGAAUGAGGCUGAAACAGAGGUUUCGCCGAGGGAAGAAAGCUCGUGAAGCCCAUGGGAACGUCAACCUAGCAGCGGAACGAAGCGUGCACAGAGCCAUGGUUCUCCCGGCAGUAUGUUUAUAAUAUAGUCCAGGACAAAUUCAUCUAUCGAACUCGCCUGACCAGCCGU